GAGAAGCAUUCGGGCACCCUGGGCCCUCCUUUCGCAUCCAGCGUGCUAGACGUGCAGGGAGAGUGUGCCGGAGAGCUUUAGAUGGAAAAGAGAAAGGGGACGGAAAGGAACGUGCUGGCCAUGCCAGCAGAAGUACAGUUGUACCUCGAGGACCGCGACAAUUUGUCGUCACCACCAUCCUCGAACCGAUUACAGAAGCAGCACACCGCCGCUUCCAUUCGUGCAGUAAAGCAACAGGCUGCCCAAAAGCCAGUCGUCGACAUGCCAUCCCCACCACCAGCACCACCAGCACCACCAGCGCCGGCGCCGACACGAGCAGCUACGUCCGCCGCCGUCCUCCACGACGACUCGGACGGGAGCCGCAUCGAGCACCUCGUCCUGCAGCAGGACGAGCUCGAGGUGGCCAUCCGACGGCGGAACACAGCCUCCUCGUCCAAGGAUACGAUUGCUGGGCCCUUCUUUGCGCGCAGCGAGAACGACGUUCUCGCCCUCAAGCGCACCCUGUUGGAGAGCGAGCGAGAACGGCGGAGAAGCAAAGGUCGCAGCAGCAGCAGCAAUAGCAAUGGAAUCAGCAGCAAUAAAAAACGGGAUAAGGGCUUCCUGCAGAAGCGAGGGCAGCAUGCAAUCGAAGAGGUAUUAAAAGCACAGCAACGCGAGCAGUUACUCGGCCCGUACUUCCGCGAUAGCGGCCACGAGGGCAUGAUGCUCGAACGCCAGACGGCGCAAGAGAACGAAUGCUUCGUAGGUAAUGACGUCCUCAGCUGUUACCCAACGUCAGAUACCACGGUCGUACAGGGAUCCUGGAGCAAGUUCAUCUGGAACAACAACUACCCUCGCUUCCGACAGAUUGGCGCAGUCGACGUCUACCUGUACCGGCAAGACACAGAUAAAAUGCAGACGUCCUGGCUCUCGCUGGACAACAACCUCGGCCGCCUGUCCUUCUCGCCGAACGACCCAUGGUGGGCGGACCGGCCGCGCGCGCAGGAGUUGUCGAUGGGCCAGAAUAUGAGCUGGCCCUUCUACUUUGUUAUCACCGCCGCUGGGCUUGGCCUCGACUCGGACACGAUCAGCCGCUUGUCGACGUUCAGCGCGAUUCAGACGGCGCCCCCGGCAUCCGUCGUCGCUGCACAGGCCGCGUCCUCUUCGCUUUCCGCUGCGGCGUCGCUCUCGUCCGCGUCCGCCGCCCUUUCCGACAGCCGCGCCGUCGCGUCCGCGUCCGCGUCGAUCGUCUCUCAGCUUAGCCUAUCGAUUGAGUCGAGCCUCCGCUCAGAAGGCCUCAGCGGCACGCAGACCGCUGCCGCCGUGCUCACCACGACGCUCCCCAACGGUGCUGUCGUCACAGCCUCCGCGACCGCCGCCGCGAACGGCUUGAGCCUUAGCGGCAACUCCAGAGGCAGCAGCGACAAUCUAGCGCUGCCCAGCUACGCCAUCGCGCUCAUCGUCGUCUUUGGCUUUAUCGCUCUCGUCGGCGCGCUUGUCGGCGCCUACUUCCUCUCCAAGGCCGCGCGCAAGCGCAGGGAGCGUGUGCAUAGCGGUAGCUACGGCAGCAGCAGCCCGAUGAUGCACGCCGUCGACGGCUCCCUCACACGUGGGUCGGAUGACGCUGCUCUCGCUGCCACUGCCGCGGGCGACGCCGCAGUCGCCGGUGCUGGAGUAGCAGGACUCGGAGCAGCGGGCGGCGCGGCAGGCUGGUCGCGGUCCUCCCGCUCCAGCCACGACUCGCACCCGUUCUCCUCGGACGAAGCGACACGCAUGGCCGAUGCCUUCCGCAACGCUCUCCGCAAGCCUGAGUUUACUGGCGCUGUGUUUGGCAGCGGCCAGAACAGCCCGAACGAGACGGAUUUCGACGCUGACGGUGGGAUCGGCGCUGGUGCCAGUGAUGCGGGCACAGGCCUCGGCGCGGAUGCCUCCGGCGCUGAGGAGGCGGUCGCAACGGGCCUGCUGCGCGACGAACUCGCCAGCGAAGGCAAGGAUCUCAAGGCUGUCGAGCGAGGGCGGCCUAAGGUCCACACUGACGCCGGGCUGUAAGGAGGAGACAGUCAAUUUCUCCACCGAUCCGACCGACUCUCAGCAUCUGCGCCUCCAGGAUCGCCUUCAUCUUGGUCUUGGUAUUCACCUUCCGUUCUCAUUCUUGCAUCACUUGGACAAUGUGGGUAUCACCGCCUCUUCAUCAAAUCGGUCCAUUCAUUCAACCAUACUCGGCAGGUGGUGUCUUCUCUCCUCCAUUUAACAUAAUAGAUUAUUCAUGGCGACAAGAACGUACACGUCUCACCUCGCGUGCGAUUGUGCCUGCAUGGAGGCAAAUAAAGACGCAUGUCGCCAAACAGACCCCGCCAUCUGCCUUCCUUUAGCUACAC
Molecule: messenger RNA, 2357 nt
Organism: Tilletiaria anomala UBC 951
Lineage: Eukaryota; Fungi; Basidiomycota; Exobasidiomycetes; Georgefischeriales; Tilletiariaceae
Exons: 2
Coding region: 82-2028 (648 amino acids)
Source: RefSeq, a predicted model, not a curated record